AUGGCAGCGUCCCAGUUUCUCCAUGCAGCCUAUCCGGAAGCUCUCUCCGACAAGCCUUUCAGUCAGGUGCCGAACAAUGCGCGCGUCAAACAGCAGCUCUGCGAAGUUCGUGUCCCGCCGCACGCCAUUGCGGAACUCAAGCGUCUCAUUCAGACGGCCAGACUUGGCCCUGAGACGUUUGAGAAUUCACAACCAGAGCCCAACGCAAAGGCGAGGGUUCAAGAUCAUAUCAACAGCGUCCCCCACUUUAACAGCGAAGUCGACUACGAAGGCCAUAAGUAUACCAUCCACUACCUUGCUCUCUUCUCCAAGCGUAGCGACGCCGUACCUCUAGUCAGCAUCCAUGGCUGGCCCGGCUGCUUUCUAGAGUUUCUUCCACUCAUGAACCUCCUCCAAAAGAAGUACACUCCUGAUACUCUCCCCUACCACUUUAUCGUCCCAUCAAUGCCGGGCUACACCUUCUCUUCCGGACCCCCUAUCGAUCGUGACUUUUCCACAUUGGACGUGAGCCGUAUCUUCCAGAUCCUCCUCCGCCAGCUUGGCUUCAACGAUACCCAGUACGUCGUAGCCGGCGGCGACGUGGGCAGCCGCGUGGCACGAGCCCUCGCUGUCGAAGACCAGGCCUGUUCCGCCAUCCACCUAAACUUCUGCUUCGACCUCAACAUGCACGGCUUCCCACGAGAUAAUCUUGCCGCAGAGGAGACCCGCCGCCUGGAGACGCUCGACGAGUUCAUGCGAACAGGCGUCGGCUACGGCCAAAUGCAUGCCACGCGCCCCUCGACCAUCAGCUUCGUCCUCUCCUCCAACCCCGUCGCCCUCCUCGCCUGGAUCGGCGAGAAAUUCGCUACCUGGACCGAUAGAACACCUCCGCUCGACACCAUCCUUACGUUCAUCACGGUCUACUGGCUCACAGACACCUUGCCGCGGAGUAUAUACCCCUACCGAGCAGACUUCGCAUCCAGCGAUGAGGUGCCGUCACAUGGGAAUCCGCGUUGGCGCAUCCCGGACGGGAAGCCGUUUGGGUUUUCGAGCUUUCCGAAGGAGAUCCUGCCGGUACCGAGGGCGUGGGUUGACAGGACGGGGAGGGUCACGUUUUGGAGGGAGCAUGAGGCGGGGGGCCAUUUUGCGGCGUUGGAGGUGCCGGAGGUGGUGCUGGGGGAUUUGGAGGAGUUUGUGGGGCACGUCAAGGCAGAAAGACAAAUUUGA
Molecule: messenger RNA, 1206 nt
Organism: Coniosporium apollinis CBS 100218
Lineage: Eukaryota; Fungi; Ascomycota; Dothideomycetes
Exons: 2
Coding region: 1-1206 (401 amino acids)
Biological process (GO): epoxide metabolic process
Molecular function (GO): epoxide hydrolase activity
Source: RefSeq, a predicted model, not a curated record